AGUUGGGGAGGGGGAGGCUAAAAAGAGUUGGGAUUUAAUAAUAAGCUUAAGAAGCUUAAAUACUGACAUUACUUAAACACUGACAUCGUUUCGCGUCUCCAGCUUGGAUUUUGCAUAGUUAUGUAAAGCAAGUCUCGGUUUUGGCUUCAGUCUCAAAUGUUUUGCGGUCUGAUUUUUAACAAACUCAUUCUCGGUUAUUAAGAUUGUUAUACGUUGCUGUGUGAUCGAUCAAGUAACUUUAUUAUGCAAACUAAGUUCUUAUGUAUGAUACAAACUGUGCAAGUAAUAUUGCGCGCCGACGUGUUGGAAUCUGCAAAUUGUUGCAUAAGCAGCUCUGUUCCUCUUUUGAAAAAAAUAAAGCCAAACAACAAAAACAAUAGAAACAAUAAUAAUGACGAGGUCAUGUGGUCAGUUUCAUCAAUGUCUUAUUAGUCAUUGCUUUUGUCCAUCAAGAUUUUCUAAAUAGUCUAUGUCUUGUAUUUUUUCAGACCAUACACGUCUUUUUAGCAUAAUACACAUCAUAACAUGUUCGUCCAAAGGGCCCAAACUCCUUGCCCUUUAAUUUUCAAAUUAACUGAUUACAAGCGUCAUAAUUGAUUCGGCGUUGCCAUAACGAGUUUACAUCACGUCAACGUUGCAUUAUAUCUUCAACGGAAUUUUUACGAAGUGAACACAUGCCUCGCAGUAAGAGGCGGUCUUCCUCCCCUCCAAGGCCUGUUUCUAGCGUGCCGGCGGCCAGACCUGCUUCAAGCGUGGCGCAGCCAGCACCACAACAACCAAGACAACCUGGACUGUUUGGACAAAUGGCGUCCACGGCGGCUGGUGUAGCGAUCGGUACAACUGUGGGUGAUGCUGUGAGUAGUGCUCUGUUUGGUGGGGAAUCAACAAAGCACCAACGUUAUGAUCUACAGCAGCAGGAUCAGGGACCUUGUCAGUACGAGCUGCAACAAUUUGUGGAUUGUGCACAGAACCAGGGGGCGGUUACGCUGUGUCAGGAAUUCAGUGAGGCACUCAAGCAAUGUAACCUGACAAACCGCACUGAGGGGUCAAAUUUGGCGAGAAAUGCUCUAGGUAAAUAUAACAGCUUAGGCAAGGGGCUAUAAGAUGGUAAUGACCUCUAAUCAAACUGAGGUGAUGAGAAUAGCCUACACUGUAGGCGUUCCAAAGGGUGAAGCCAAGUGGCCUGUUAGGCCGGGGCUUAUCUUCGAUUUCUACGUAGCACGAAGUGACCAGGAGUAUUUCUACUCCCCCUGGAUGGGAUACGAGUCCAUCCCAGGGUAACCCCCUAGUACUAAAUUCGCCGGUACCCAUUUUUAGAGCUGGGCGGAGAGAGGCACUGCGAGAGUAAAGAACAAAGCGCAAUGUCCUAGGCCAGGGCUCGAACCUGGACUGCUCGAUCCAGAAGCGAGCGUACUAACCAUGAGGCCACCGUAGCUGUUCCAAGGCGAAUGAAUAACAAGGUAACUGCUUGGUAUACUAAUGAACUCUCAUAACAAGAACUAAAAGAAUUGCGUUGGAGUCAUUGAGCGGAUUAUAGCGUUUUCUAUUCGCAGGAUCGAAACAUGGUUGGCAGCAACAAGUGGAAAUUGGGUCACACUUAC
Molecule: messenger RNA, 1601 nt
Organism: Orbicella faveolata
Lineage: Eukaryota; Metazoa; Cnidaria; Anthozoa; Scleractinia; Merulinidae
Product: coiled-coil-helix-coiled-coil-helix domain-containing protein 2-like
Biological process (GO): mitochondrion organization
Cellular component (GO): mitochondrion; nucleus
Source: RefSeq, a predicted model, not a curated record